AUGGCGCCACAGCUGGGCGUUCAGCCAUCGCUUGACACCAUUCGAGAGGUAUUGGCUGCAGCAGUCAAGUCGCCCAACCCACCAAACCUCGUACCCGUAUUCUCCUCGAUUCCCGCCGAGUUCUUGACCGCCUCCAGCAUAUACCUCAAGAUAUCCGCAAAAUCAAAGUCAAAACUCUCGUUCCUCUUCGAGAGCGCUGCAACAACCGAGACCAUAGGCCGGUACAGCUUCAUUGGCGCAGACCCUCGCAAAGUCAUCAAGACCGGCCCCGGCCAUGGCGAAGAGACCGACCCACUACCCCUCCUCGAGAAGGAGCUUGCGAAGAGCCGCGUCGCGACCGUGCCCUCAAUACAACUACCGCCCAUGACCGGCGGUGCUGUCGGAUAUGUUGGCUAUGAUUGCGUCAAAUACUUCGAGCCCAAGACAAGGAGGGAUGAUAUGAAGGACGUGUUGGGCGUACCGGAGAGCUUCUUCAUGCUCUACGAUACACUGGUGGCUCUGGACCAUUUCGCACAGGUUGUAAAGGUCAUAACAUACGUCAAGGUACCAGACAGCAUGGACGACUUGGAACAAGCAUACGAGGAAGCGAAGAGUACGCUAAACAAAUAUGUGACAAUACUCAAGGGCAAGGACAUUCCGCUACCAGAACAAGGGCCCAUUCAGCUUGGUAACCAAUACACGUCCAACAUUGGACAGGACGGGUAUGAGAACCAUGUCAAGGAACUGAAGAAGCACAUCAGCGUUGGCGACAUCAUCCAAGCGGUACCAUCUCAACGGUUUGCAAGACCGACAUCAUUGCAUCCCUUCAACGUAUACCGGAACCUGCGAAACGUCAACCCCUCGCCGUACCUAUUCUAUGUCGAUUGUGACGAUUUCCAAAUAGUGGGGGCAAGUCCCGAGCUGCUGGUAAAAGAGGAGCAGGGUCGCAUCAUCACUCAUCCCAUUGCUGGCACCGUCAAGCGGGGCAAGACACUGCAAGAAGACGCAGCGCUCGCGGAAGAGUUGUCCAACUCUCUCAAGGAUCGGGCCGAACAUGUCAUGUUGGUCGACUUGGCUCGCAAUGACGUCAAUCGCGUGUGCGACCCACUUUCGACACGAGUUGACAAGCUAAUGGUAGUCCAAAAGCACCUGGUCUCGGAGGUCUCAGGGGUGUUGCGACCUGGCAAGACGCGAUUCGACGCGUUCCGCUCAAUCUUCCCCGCUGGAACAGUGAGCGGUGCGCCCAAGGUGCGCGCCAUGGAGCUCAUUGCCGAGCUUGAGCGGGAAAAGCGCGGUGUGUAUGCUGGCGCGGUGGGAUACUUUGGCUACGGCUCUAUUGAUGGCGACAAGGAGAUUGAAGGUGCCAUGGACACAUGCAUUGCACUAAGAACCAUGCUUGUCAAAGACGGCAUCGCGUAUCUCCAAGCAGGGGGCGGCAUAGUUUUUGAUUCGGACCCUUACGACGAGUGGAUGGAGACGAUCAAUAAGUUAGGUUCGGAUAUCGGCCGCUUGGGCGUGGUUGGCAUGGCUACAUCAUACGGUAGGAGCGCCCGGGGCAUUGGCCAAUGGGCGCGCAGGGUGCAGGUCGUGCUUUCCGCGUUUCCUUGCUAUGGCGUCGAUCGUGGAGUUGCUGUGCCUGGACUUGGCGGCCCACCCCUGCACACGACUAGACCCGCUACUGACGCUCCAACCCGUCACCAGCCCGUUGCAGCCUCUUGUUUGCGCGCGACUUCACUCUUUACCAGCCACGGACCAGCCCCAACUGUUUAUGUCCCCUACGAUAUAAACCCACUCCUCUUCCCCUCUCUUCCCCCCUCAUCACUCAGCAUCCUCAACCUCAGCAAUCAACUCACUCACCUUGACUCCACUCCCACCUCGAUACCUAGUAUCCUACUCCAAUAUCCAUCUCUUCCACACAAACACUGUCCCAACCCACCCCCACCUACAGUCAAGAUGAAGUCCUACGCUGUCCUCGCUGCCACCUUUGCUGGUGUUGCUCUGUCCCAGGACAUCCCCAUGCCUAGCGGCGACUGCGCCAACCUCUGCAUCAACAACAUGGCCCGCAUUGCCCAGACUGAGUUCUCCUGCGCCUCCGACGACAUUAGCUGCUUCUGCACCAAGUCCAACUGGGCUUAUGGUAUCCGCGACUGCUCUCGCCAGGCUUGCGAUGCUGACCAGUCCGCCCAAGCCGUAUCGUGGGCUUACGCUCGCUGCGCUGGUGUCGCUGCCACUGCCACUGGCUCUGGCGCUCCUGCUGCCCUUCCCAUCUUGACCUCCGCUGUUGCCAGUGCCACUGCUGUCAACCCCGGAUCUAUGGUCACCUCGAUCGUUACCUCUGUCGUCUCCAGCGCCGCAUCCGGUGCCGAGAGCGUUACCUCUUCGCUUGGAUCUGCCGCUUCCUCCGCUGUUGCGUCUGGCGAGUCUGCCAUCAGCUCUGCCCUUGAGUCUGCCAGCUCUGCCCUCGCCUCUGCCAGCGCCAGCAUCUCCUCUGAGCUUGCCUCUGCCACCGACUCUGCUGGCAACGCCAUCUCUUCUGCCACUGACUCUGCUGGCUCUGCCAUCGCUUCCGCUACCGACUCUGCUGGCAGCGCCAUCUCCUCUGCUACUGACGCCGCUGGCAGCGCUGCCAACUCUGCUGGUAGCGCCGCUUCCUCCGUCGCUGAGGGUACCGCUCCCAUGGUCACUGGCAUUCCCUUCGCUGCUGGUGCCGGUAUUGCCGCCUGGCUCCUGCUCUAA
Messenger RNA from Alternaria burnsii, 2715 nucleotides. Its product is annotated as anthranilate synthase-like protein component i. NCBI's taxonomy places the organism in Eukaryota, Fungi, Ascomycota, Dothideomycetes, Pleosporales, Pleosporaceae. The coding region runs from base 1 to 2715 and encodes 904 amino acids. The transcript has 11 exons. Gene Ontology annotation, biological process: L-tryptophan biosynthetic process. The record is from RefSeq and is a predicted model, not a curated record.